Messenger RNA from Branchiostoma belcheri (Belcher's lancelet), 3157 nucleotides. RefSeq names its product anti-sigma-I factor RsgI-like. The transcript is spliced from 10 exons. The record is from RefSeq and is a predicted model, not a curated record. Lineage: Eukaryota; Metazoa; Chordata; Leptocardii; Amphioxiformes; Branchiostomatidae. The coding region runs from base 39 to 1670 and encodes 543 amino acids. Gene Ontology annotation, molecular function: DNA binding.
CCACAACUUUCAUUUUGCUGUAGCCAUUUUGUACCUGGAUGAUGCCUGAAGGAAAGCGGGUCAAAGAGCCAAAAUGGCUGUAUGUAUGGUUCUCUGAUGAGAACAGGGGAGCCAUUUUCGAAGCAAAGAAGGUGACACAGCCGGAGAAGAAAGCCGACAUUAAGGUGGGGGGCACUGUCACCAUCAAAGGUCAAGAUGACUCGUACGAGGGAAAAGUGAUGUUUAGCACACAAUCAGACGACUACUCUGUUGUGAGCCAGUUUGCAUUGGACCAUGAGAAGAAACUGAGAGAUGAGGAGAAGUCCAAGAAGAAAGCAGCGGAGGAAUCUCUGAAGAGGAAGACAUCAGCAACACCUGUGACACAGGGGAAAAAGAAGAAGACAGCUGGCCCAAAGAACAGUCAAGAUGAAGACAAGACUGGAAAAAAGAAAAAGAACACAUCACAGACCACACAACAAAAGACGGCAAAAAAGAAGAAGGCUCCCAAAACGGACCGUGAAAAAGAACUCGAUAGGCACCGCCAAGCAAACCUGGAUGCAGUGACAGAAGGGCUGCUUGAGAGGAUGCAUCAAGAUAGGGCAGAAAAUAUGAAUCAGCAAAUUGAUGAUGAGGAUGAGCCUGAGCUGCCGCCACGUCAGAAAGGCUUAUCUGAUGAUGACAGUGACAACAUUUGGGAGGACAACAUUGGGGAUGACCACGUUUGGGGGGGCAACAACACUGGGGACAACCAGAAUGGAGACAACACUGCAAGGGGCAACAACACUGGGGACAACCAGAAUGGAGACAACACUGCAAGGGGCAACAACACUGGGGACAACCAGAAUGGAGACAACACUACUAGGGGCAACAACACACCAGGGGACAACCAGAAUGGAGACAACACUACUAGGGGCAACAACACUGGGGACAACCAGAAUAGGAACAACACUGCUUGGGGCAACAACACUGGGGACAACCAGAAUGGAGACAACACUGCAAGGGGCAACAACACUGGGGACAACCAGAAUAGGAACACUGCUUGGGGCAACAACACUGCUUGGGGCAACAACACUGCUUGGGGCAACAACACUGGGGGAAACAACACUGCUUGGGGCAACAACACUGGGGGCAACAACACUGCUUGGGGCAACAACACUGCUUGGGGAAACAACGCUGCUAGGGGCAACAACACUGCUUGGGGCAACAACACUGGGGGAAACAACAGCAACUACCGACCACCCCUGGCAACAAUCGUGGACAUGAACCAAAUGCAGUCACAGCCUAGGGCUGGAAACUGGAAAUAUCCCCUGCUGUCCCCAAGGGAUACUGUGCAGGUUCCCGUUGCCCUUGGGGAUCCCCACCUUGGGGUGCUGAUCUAUCCAGGGCAGCUUCUUGAUGCUGAGCUGGUCAAAGAUGGCGCUAGUGGCUCUGGCUACCUUCGGAGGCUAAUGGACUUCUAUUUCACGAAAGAAGUCCUUGCCUCUUCCAGCUAUAAGGGGAAGGGAAAACAUGCUGCCCUGGAUAGCGACAUCAUGUCAGCAAUCAUCUCCGCAACAAAGGCCAAGUUCCCUGCGUCCCAGCUGCUGUAUAGCCACAUUAUAGAUAACAAAUGCGCAAAGUCCAGGCAGCAUAUUGCCAACAAACGUGCUGCCCCACAGUAUCACGUGGACAAUUCUCUCAGUGCCAUGUAGGGCAGAGUAUUUGCAUUGGGUGUCAAGUAAACCUUGGUUGCAACUCUAUUGUGACUUUGAGUGAUUCUCACAGUUUAAUUCAUACUUGGGAACAAGAUCUGAUAUACAUGUACAUGUAGAAUGCCCAGGAGCUUGCUCCAUAUAAGAUAAGAUGUUGACAUCAUUUUGUAUUAUUUACUCCUGUGCUCUUAUGUCAGAAUGCAAUGACACAAAUAUUGGUAAGGGGUGCCAUUGUAUACAUUUCUUGAAAACACGCCAGACUUUUUGUUUAGCACAUUUUUGCUAUUGGCUCUUGCCCCCAAACCAUGUAUAUUUUAGGCUUCUGUCUUCUGAUACGAGAAGGAUAUCAAUGACCUGAAAAUGUCUAUGAGUGUGCUUAAUUGGAUUUCUUGGGCAUAUCCCUUUUAAAUUAUCAAAUUUUCUUCUAUGAUUUUUACCCUACUGUACACUGAUAUUUGAACCAAAAGAUCUUAAACGUGAUACAGGCCACAUGGUAUCUAGGGAUUAUGUGCUAUUACCUUUUGUUUUGAGCAUUGUUUUGGCUAUUUUGGCAAAUGAUAUAUAUACAUUGUAUUUUAUAGGCUCCUGUGCACUGAUAUUAGAAACAAGUUGAUGAAAUUAAUUAACUUCUUGUGCAUUUACUGUACUCUUUAGACCAUAUUAACCUGGUGUUUUUAGUAUUUCCAUAAAACCUGUUGAUGCAGUAGUUGUAAAUGCAUCUUAUAUGUAAAUAAAAUGCAUCUUAGAGAGGGACAAUGGUAGUGAGAUGCAAAUUGUUUUGAUUAGGCAAAUAUUUACUUGUAGUUCCAUGAUAAACUGCAUAUGUGUAUUUUGGUUACACAUGCAAAUGCAGAUAACGCCAUAAUAAAGGUACAUGUAUAUGUGUAUACUUAUUAAGGCUUUGUUUUUAAAUACGUUUAAAACACCAUGUAGCUUGAUGUAAGUUCUUUGGGGAGUAUUUUUCAAAGGUUGGUGGUCUAAAAGUUUUUUCAGAAUAAUAAAAAAAAAAAACUCAGCUGUGUUUGAAUGUUCAUUUCCUGCCUUCUCAUAUUUAUGAGCUGUGAACAGAAGGCAGUUCCCAGCAGUACUUUGUUGUCUGAAAUUAAGAAUUUAGUAAUUGUCAUCCCCAAGGUUUCUGCUGUAUAUUGUUGGAUUUCACUCAACAACUUUUUAUGGCUAUGGCCUGGCUGCUGUGGGUUAGCCUGGUAUCCAUCCUCGGGAAAUUCCUUGGCUGGACACAGCUACAUUUGUACAUGUAGGCUGUUUGAAUGAAACCUAAACACACUAUGGCUAUGGCCUGGCUGCUCAGGAAAUUCCUUGGCUGGACACAGCUACAUUUGUGUAUUGUAGGCUGUUUGAAUGAAACCUAAACACACUCCUCUAUCUCUAAUAACCAGAGCUACUCAGCUUUGUUGGAAGCUAUACUAUAGGCAGAUCAUGAAAAACUGACCCCACUGUGAGUUAAGGCCAGGCUACUUGGUCUAGUA